AUGGUCGUUAAUGGUGAAUUAGUGGCUCAGCUUAUUAAGAAAAAAGUUGAUUGUAUGAGUGAAAAAUGGGAAAAUGCAUUGAUUAUUUAUGUUAUUUGUCAAAACCCUAGUUUGAUGGCCAUAACUAAGUACUGUAAAACUCAAUGGGCACCCAAAUGUGAGUUUAAAGUUUUUAAACAUGAUGAAGGUUAUUAUGUUGUAAAUCUAGAAACAAGGGAGGAUAGGGAUUCAACAUUGUAUUUUGGCCCUCAUUUGUUUUUUGGGAAAGCCAUGAUAGUGAAGCAAUGGACUGCAAAUUUCAAUUUCCAUAAUGAAGUGUUAAGGGUAGUUCCUAUUUGGAUUAAACUUCUAAAUUUACCUCUUAAUUGCUGGUGUCCAGAAUCUUUGAGUAGAAUAGGAAGUGCUGUAGAGGUUCCUAUUUAUGCUGAUGAGUGUACCACUAAGCAAUUGAGGAUAUCUUUUGCGAGAAUUUUAGUGGAAAUGGAUGUAACAGUUACUGUGCCUCAUGAAAUAAACAUUGCGGAUUCAGAAGGGGUUACAUUUAAGCAAAAGGUAGUGUAUGACUGGUUGCCUCAAUUUUGUCAGAAGUGUCAAAAAGUAGGACAUUCGUAUGAAAGGAAGGCUGGGCCUACUACAAUGAAAAAGGUGACACAAAAGUGGGUUGAAAAAAGAAACACAGUCUUUCAGGAGGAGGCUGUUGUGAUUACUGAUAAUGAACUAAUUCCCAUGGAAAUGCUUUAG
Messenger RNA from Beta vulgaris subsp. vulgaris (sugar beet), 741 nucleotides. RefSeq lists its product as uncharacterized. The transcript has a single exon. Lineage: Eukaryota; Viridiplantae; Streptophyta; Magnoliopsida; Caryophyllales; Amaranthaceae. Bases 1 to 741 code for a protein of 246 amino acids. The record is from RefSeq and is a predicted model, not a curated record.